Physeter macrocephalus (sperm whale) is the source of this 273-nucleotide messenger RNA. Its product is annotated as U6 snRNA phosphodiesterase 1-like. The record is from RefSeq and is a predicted model, not a curated record. NCBI's taxonomy places the organism in Eukaryota, Metazoa, Chordata, Mammalia, Artiodactyla, Physeteridae. Gene Ontology annotation, cellular component: nucleus. Gene Ontology annotation, biological process: U6 snRNA 3'-end processing. Gene Ontology annotation, molecular function: 3'-5'-RNA exonuclease activity. The transcript has a single exon. The coding region runs from base 1 to 273 and encodes 90 amino acids.
AUGAGUGCGGCGCCCCGGGUGGGCUACAGCAGCAGCAGCUCCGAGGAUGAGGCUGAGGCCGGGGCCCGGGGCCGGCCGGGGACUGGAGGCUGCAGUCUGGGCCAAAGCCCCCUUCCCAGCCAGAAGUUGCCAGUACCCGACAGUGUACUGGACAUGUUCCCGGGCACCGAGGAGUGGCCUGCGGAUGGUAGCGCAAAACACGGGGGCCGGGUGCUCACCUUUCCCCACGAGCGGGGCAACUGGGCCACCCACGUCUAUGUACCAUGUGAGUAA